Messenger RNA from Baudoinia panamericana UAMH 10762, 1560 nucleotides. RefSeq lists its product as uncharacterized. The record is from RefSeq and is a predicted model, not a curated record. NCBI's taxonomy places the organism in Eukaryota, Fungi, Ascomycota, Dothideomycetes, Mycosphaerellales, Teratosphaeriaceae. Gene Ontology annotation, cellular component: cytoplasm. The coding region runs from base 1 to 1560 and encodes 519 amino acids. The transcript has a single exon. Gene Ontology annotation, biological process: protein stabilization; protein folding. Gene Ontology annotation, molecular function: protein-folding chaperone binding; heat shock protein binding; protein kinase binding.
AUGCCGAUCAAUUAUAGCAAGUGGGAUGCACUCGAGCUGUCCGACGACAGCGAUAUCGAAGUCCACCCCAACGUUGACAAGCGUUCCUUCAUCCGCGCCAAGCAGAACCAGAUACACCAGCAGCGACACGAACGCAAGCACCGCAUAACCACCCUCAAGUACGAACGAGUGGUCAAUGAUGGCUUGCUCGCUCGCAUCGAUGCGCUUCUGACAUCGCUCGAGAGCCACCAAGCUGAGGUCGAAGGUAAGCGUGAUGCGAGUGAUGUCGACGAGGUUGUGUUCGAUUGCUUGCUGGAAGUUCAAAACGAUGGACGCCUGGGCGAGGAUCAACCGCCUGUACCUCCGGAAGGUGUGCACACGCAGGAACAGCAACCGAGCUACAGCAAGAUGAUGGGUGCGCUGAUCGAUCAGGUCAAAGCGGAGGUGGACAAGUCCAAGGCUGCGGGCACCAAGCGGUACGAAGCGUAUGUGAAGGAAGUUGGUGGGCACAGGAACAAGGUGCAAGGGUUGCAGAAAGAUCUCCUGACCGAGCUGAACAAGCUGGAGAAGGAAGAAGGCAGUAAGAUCACGAGUGAGGGCAUCCACACUGGAUUCAGCAGCUCGCAUGUCGCGAAACCGAAGCCCGUAGCAGCUACAACAAAUACUGGACCAGAGCUACUAAACCCAGGCCGACCAGCGAUAUCGAACGCAGCAGAAACGCCAGGCUCAGAAGCAGAUAUCGAGGACGGCGGUCUUAGCCCUGCACCCGGCGAAGAUGAAGAAAUGGAUGCCUCACCGCUUGCUAAACGCUUUGGUAAGAUCAAGUUCGGCGACUACCAAGCUAGCAUGCAAUUCAUUAGCCAACAUCCGGAAGUGCUGGCGGAGAAGGAGACAGACGGUUUGCUGGUUGAGGCCUUCACCGCUCAACAGGAAGCCACAAGUAAGAAAGACGAGGACUACGCUCGGCAAUGCGUCCACCAAGCGCUUCUGCUACAGUACUGCCGACAACUGGGCAAGGACGGCGUGGGUCUGUUCUUCAAGCGCAUCCAAACGCCCAAUCACCAAGCCCGGAAGUUGUUCCUGGACGACGUGAACAACACCUACGCUCGAAUCCGCACGCGAACCGCCGAGCUCAACAAGAUGAAGGAAGAAGAAGGCGCGGACCGUGAACAGAUCCAACUCCACGCCGUAGAUCCGAACACCACCAUCAACAUCGUCACCCCGCCGCCCAUGGACCAAUGCACGACCGAUGAGGAGCGAGCGAGCAGGGAGAUCUUCGAGUCUUUCCCACCCGGGUUGCAACGAGCGCUCGAGUCGGGAAAUCUGGAGAAGGUGAACGAGGUGUUGGGGAAGAUGAGCGUGGAUGAGGCGGAGCAGGUGGUUGAGCAGCUCGGGCAGGGCGGGAUGUUGAGUUUGGAGGAGGGUGUGAUUGAUGCUACGACUGAGGAGGGCAAGAAGCAGAUGGAGGAGAUUGAGAAGACUCAUCGGAUGCCCGUGCAGGGUGGUGUGGCGGCUGACGGUGAUGAUUUGGUAGCGGCGCAUGCCGCUGGCAAUGCUUUUGGGAUUGAGGACAUGGAUUAA